ACACGGCCCAUGUAACACAGUAUCACUCCGAUCACUCAAGCAGGGCGUUUGUCUACCUUUCAGCUUUUCAUGACUCAGCUGAGCUUUGCGAGGGCAUAGCAAAUACACAACUCCCUGGAAGUUCUCGUAAAGUAAUAUAAAACCAGCUUUUUAUUUAUUUUUAUCUUUAAAAAAAAAAGGAAUAUUUUGGAAGCCAUUGGAGCAAGUGGAUAUGUUGACCUUUGUCUUUGUGUGCCUCGCUAUUUCAGUCACAGGACUGCGCGCUUUUACGGUUACUGUUGCUAAUCCCUCAGUACAGGUGAAAGAGAAUGAGGGAGUUGACUUGAAAUGUACCUACAGUUCUGACUUUGGGACAUCACCCAGAGUAGAAUGGAAGUUCAGGGAUCUCAAGGGCUCUCAAACAUUGGUCUACUUUGAUAACCAGCCAACUGGGAACUAUGCAGGCCGUAUCACAGUGUAUGAUGGAGGACUGAGAUUUAACAAGGUGACACGAGCAGACAACGGAAACUAUGAUUGUGAGGUGUCUGGAAAUACUGGAUAUGACGAGAAGACCAUCAAACUCACAGUCCUUGUGCCUCCUUCCAAGCCUGUAUCCAGAAUCCCUUCAUCCGUCAGGACAGGCAGUAACGCUCGCCUGACCUGCUUCGACACAGAUGGCUCCCCUCCAUCCAGCUAUAAGUGGUACAAAGACAACAUUCUCCUCCCCGAGGAUCCAACCUUGUCCUCCAAUUUUAAGAACCUCACUUACAAGAUGGAUGUUAAAAAUGGUAACCUGGACUUUGCGAGAGUAUCUAAGUUGGAUACCGGUUCAUAUUUCUGUGAGGCCAGUAAUGGAGAAGGCGCCCCUCAGCGUGGAGAUGCAAUGCGCAUGGAAGUCCAUGAUCUAAAUGUUGGUGGCAUUGUUGCGGCAGUUAUUAUUGCUUUGCUGGCAGUUGGAUUGCUCCUCUUUGGUCUUUGGUUUGCCAGAAAAAAGGGAUAUCUGCCAAGUAAAAAAAAUAGAAAGCAAGCCAAAACAAAAAGCGGUUUAUACACAGCCCGGAACAGAUGAUGAUGAGGAAUUCAGACAGAAAUCAUCUUUUAUUGUGUAGUCUGUGCUACUCUGCAUGAAACGUGGAGAUCUAGUGCCUAGAUCAAGUUCAUACAAAUCAGGAUCAGUGUAUAUGUGACGGGAAAUGCCUUCCUACUCUGCUUUCCUUGCUGGUUGACCAUAGAAAUAUUCAAAAGCAGCAAUUGUAAAUGUUCAGAUUUAAUUUUAGGAAUCUAGACCUGUUUGGUUUUGUAGAAAUGAAUAGAAAUGUAAUUUGUUGAAAUAUGAUUAGUCUGUUAGUGGAACACAAACCUAACGGGUCUAAGAUCAAUUCUCUAUUUAUAGAAUUCACUUUGUUGUUUAGUUAUGUGUGGACUAAGAUGUCCAGUGCUGUUUUUACACAACUCUGGACUAUGAGAUGGAAACUUUUUGGGGAAGAGAAGGUACUAUGAAUGUUCCCCUUUCAGGAUAUAAUAUCCCCUCUCCUUUAUAAAAACAUUUGCUGUACAUUGUAGUCAUUUGAUAUGUGGUUUAUGUCACUUUUUUAUGAUAGAGUACCUUGUGUGUUUUAUGUGUUUAUACCUUUUAUGAAAUGUAAAUAGAUCUUUCUGUCUUUUUAUUAGAUUUAUUUUAAGAUUUGAAAUGGUGCUUAAUUGGCCUUUCUGAAUGAUUAAUCUGGAAAGAAAUUACAUACUCCCUUUUGUUUGGUUUAACUUUUAAUGUGUUACUUGAUACCAUUCUUCUAAUAAAUGAAAUUUACUGAAUAUGA
Messenger RNA from Carassius auratus (goldfish), 1796 nucleotides. RefSeq names its product junctional adhesion molecule A-like. The coding region runs from base 212 to 1048 and encodes 278 amino acids. The transcript is spliced from 10 exons. Lineage: Eukaryota; Metazoa; Chordata; Actinopteri; Cypriniformes; Cyprinidae. The record is from RefSeq and is a predicted model, not a curated record. Gene Ontology annotation, biological process: regulation of membrane permeability; establishment of endothelial intestinal barrier; intestinal absorption. Gene Ontology annotation, cellular component: bicellular tight junction.